GACACACCCACAUCAACCCCCCCCCAACCCUUACCUGUUUUAAAUGUCAGCUUCAAUUGGGUAGGGACGUCCCAAGGAUCCCGGAUAGCAAGGAUAGUGGACGGCAUCCCAGAGUCUUGGCAAACAUGCACACACCUUUAAAAAACAGUGUUGCCGGGUAAAUCAGUACUCUUUUAUACAGACGGUAUGCACCGGUUUUCAUACCCAUAUUAACCCUAUUCCUGGAAUAAACAUGGAGAUUCUCUUAAAGUAUCAUUGCUCAGCAGGGACCACAGUAUGCGGAUCACAGAGAGAAAACACUACUUUAACAUUACAGCGCCACCCUCUGGACUGGAAGCUGAACUGCUCUCACUCGUUCUGUAUAUGCUGUGUUCCGUCAUGUUCUGAAGUACUGUCAGCUGGCUGGUGGGGGCAGUGAGGCUGGCUGGUAAAAUGAAAUCUGUUUUCUAGACACACACACACACACACACAAAGGCACCUGUCUGGAACGUUCUGGUCUCUGAUUGGUUAACCAUAGAGUGAGAGAGAGAGCAACCUGACAAACUGUUCUUAAGUUUCUGAAUCUGAGCCACAAGGUUAGGUUAGGUUUCUGACUGAGAUAAUACCUGUGGAAAAGCAGACAGAGUUCUGGUUCAGUGAGAGAGAAGAUAAAUAUUCCGGAAGUCUCCACUCUGAAACCAACAAGGACAGGACACUAGAACAGCAGAACCAGCCAACCAGUGCAGCAAAAGCCUAUUCUACAGACAGGUCAGAACAGUACAGGACAUCCUAGAACAGAAACUAGCAUUCUAGAACAGAACAGGGUAUUUUAGAACAGGACAGGACACACUAGAAGAGGUACAGGACAUUCUAGAACUGGACAGAACACUCUCGAGGAUGAGGAACCUCCUGACCACCGAGAACCAGAACUGUUACCGGGAGCAGAUCGAGAAGGAGUGCUACACCCGGCUGGCCUGGAAGAGCCGCUACGGACGAGACUACCCCACCAGUUUCGUCUCCUGCAGGGCCAAUGAGCAGAUAAGGCUGAGGCUCCCUGAGCUCCCCCUGACCACUAAGACCAUCCUGCCUCCUGUGUUAUCUACCCUGGAGAGGAGGAGAGAGGCUGCAGUGCCCAUGGACAGGUCACUGAGCGAGGCUCCCCUGAUGAGAGAAGUGACACCCCAGACCAAGGAAUCUCUCUACCAGGGUUUUUCCAAGGAGGGGAAGGGGCGUAGCCUGUACCUCCAUACACGCACCCAGAAAGGCCCAGAGGAGAAGUUUGACUACCCUCUACUGUCUUCCUGGGACUACGGAUGGAGACUGGGUGACUAUGGAAGAGACUACAGGUCGCCAGCCAAUGGGAGAUCAGGAGUCGUGAGGAACAAUUUUUACACCAGGAAUGGAAUAUUCCAUUUUCCCUCCGAAACGGAUCGUCUUGGAUGACAAGCGAAAGGCUUCAGUUUUCAGCUGGUUUUAUACUUUAUUCUUAAAUUCUCUCGAUAUUGAUGAAGACGAACUUUAAUUUGUUUUCGCUGUAUAAGCAUGCUGUCUUUGUUUGAUUUAUAACAAAUAUAUUCUCUUCUAUAGGAUAUACAGAUGUAUGUUAGCUAUAAAUUAUGUUCAUAUGCAAUUCUUAUGAAAACACUGUUACUUUACAUAUACAAACUGUUAUAACUGUUGGAGAAAAUGUGUUAUAAUAUUUGUUUGGAUAAACGUUUUUCUAGUUA
Oncorhynchus kisutch (coho salmon) is the source of this 1706-nucleotide messenger RNA. Its product is annotated as protein ATP6V1FNB. The transcript is spliced from 3 exons. The record is from RefSeq and is a predicted model, not a curated record. NCBI's taxonomy places the organism in Eukaryota, Metazoa, Chordata, Actinopteri, Salmoniformes, Salmonidae. Bases 877 to 1422 code for a protein of 181 amino acids.